Molecule: messenger RNA, 714 nt
Organism: Dacryopinax primogenitus
Lineage: Eukaryota; Fungi; Basidiomycota; Dacrymycetes; Dacrymycetales; Dacrymycetaceae
Exons: 5
Coding region: 1-714 (237 amino acids)
Source: RefSeq, a predicted model, not a curated record
AUGGGUCAAGCUCUUGCUGCAGCUCGCGAGGCAGUCCUUGCUGGGGACAAGCAAAACAAGCAGGAACUGGAGGAACAGCUCUCUUUCCUUGUCCGCCUGGCCACCGCUAAGCUGGACAAGUACCAGGCCGACCUUGAGGCUGUGUUUAUGACUGAUGACCCGAGAAACAGCCAUCGUGGUGGCAUUCCGGGUUUCCGUGCCUUGCGAUGGGAGCGUGCUUACGAUGUCGACAUCUCCAAGGAUUCCAACGAGACACUUGUGACCGGCGCCCUUGAUGUGUUUCUUGGCAAUGGGCAUGCGGGCGAGCACGAAGAGCAGAAGUUCUUCAUCUUCAUGCAGCACAAUGCUAUCAUCCGCAUUGAUGUCAAGAUAUGGCGCUACAAUUUUGUCAGCAAGGGCGUCAUGGGCGAAAAAGAGAAUACUGACGGUGGCGCAGAUAUCUUCUGCACAUCCGUAGUCAACCACGAUGUCCUACAGGAUGAUGAGCUUCUGUAUCUGCUCAGCGAGUACGCCGGCGACAACGCAAUGGCCGACUACCUCGCCAAGCUGGUCGGAAUGUGGAAUCUGAUUAAAUCGGUUACCGCAGAGGCGAAAGAUCCUAAGAAUCGGCUCAGAAUCAUGUCGGCACCAGCACCCAAGGCGAUCGAAGCGGCGCCCACCGCUGCCGCCACCAAAGCAGAGCCGGAUGAGAAGGACGUUCCGACGGCGAAGUAG